This is a messenger RNA of Diplodia corticola, 1959 nucleotides long. Its product is annotated as camk protein kinase. Gene Ontology annotation, cellular component: nucleus. Lineage: Eukaryota; Fungi; Ascomycota; Dothideomycetes; Botryosphaeriales; Botryosphaeriaceae. The transcript has a single exon. The record is from RefSeq and is a predicted model, not a curated record. The coding region runs from base 1 to 1959 and encodes 652 amino acids. Gene Ontology annotation, biological process: protein phosphorylation; mitotic DNA damage checkpoint signaling. Gene Ontology annotation, molecular function: ATP binding; protein serine/threonine kinase activity.
AUGGCCCCAGCGGAGGACUCUCCGACUUUUCAGAAACUCAGGCUCAACACCCGCGCCUCCCCGAAGCCUAUACCCUCCGCCUUCGCCUUGAUCAAGCGCAAUGAUGGCGAGCACCCCGCUAGCCCGUUCCCCGAGCUGGACGACAGCUACUGGCCCCAUGAAGACUCCGCCGUCGCCCUAACCGACUCGGAGCUCGCCGACAAUGCCUUUCCCAGCGAACAUGAGGGGGGCAUGUACGUCCCAGACAAGCGGUCAUGGAUGGACUGCAAGACAAGCGAUCAGUACAUGCUCUCUGGCAGUUCGCGACGCUCGCCGUCGCUGGAGCAGGCGUUCAGCCAGCGCCAUCGCGCCAUCAGCUUUGCGCCGAAGGUGACUUUGGAUGGCGGUGACCGCUUCCCCAUGGACGCGCCCCUUCCCAAGCCCGAUUCCUUCACAAGGCUGGGAGGCGCAGCCGUUGAAGAAGGCCACAAUGACCACGAGACAGCCCACUUCCGCAACAACAGCGAAACGGGCAAGGCACGCUACGAUACGCACACUGGAGAACCUAUGGACAUUCGCCGGCCGGGGUUGCCAUAUCGGACAGGUCAGUCUCGCCAUCCUUUGCUACAGGAGACGGUGGAUGAUCUGGCCAAGGACGCCGAAUUGGAGGAAAAUGACCGAGUGGCUUCUCUCACUUCUGGCACUACCGUGUCUACAAACGAUGGAUCGCUUACCCCGCUUGACUCUUCAGCCGACUACCUUCAGUCUCCUCUAGCCGCUUCUUCGCCAAUCGACUUCGCUUCUGCGCAAAGCUCGUAUUUCCCCACGUCGAGGAGGAGCAGCUUGAGAUCUAGGAGUUACUACUCGGACAAAGGAAGCUUGCGACGCAACAGCCGACGAACCUCGACUCGAUCCGGCCAUUCUUCGAUGUCCCCUGCUAGUGCGUUCUUGUCGCAGUGGGGUAAAGAAGAAGCUUCGUCAGUCAUCGAGCCGGAUGACGAGGGCCAAGAGAUCCCUGACCAUAGUGGGUACUUCAUCGGAAAGCAGAUUGGUUUCGGCGGCUUCAGCGUGGUGAAAGAGGUGUCAACGAUCCAGGACGGAGUGAAAAUCAUUCGGGCCGUGAAGAUCGUACGGAAGCAGGUGACGGGAAAGGAUGAAACGGAGAACGAGAAGCUGCAGACGGAGUUCGAGCAUGAAGUCGAGAUCUGGAGAUACUUGAAGCAUCCCUACAUUCUACCUCUGCUAACGGUCUACGAUACCCCAUUUGCUACUUUUUGUAUCACCAAAAUGAACACCGGCGGUACGCUUUUCGAUCUUGUCCGCGCGAAUCGCAAGGCAGGUAAUGCCGCUUUGCCCUCCAAGUUGGCAAAGCGUUACCUAUAUCAGAUUGCCUCGGCUCUCCGCUACUUGCACGAGGACGUCCAUGUCGUUCACCGCGACGUCAAACUCGAGAACUGCCUGCUCGACAUGUCUGACCCCGAGGCGAAGACGGAGGGGGGCAACGUUCUUGUCUGCGACUUUGGCAUGGCCGACUUCAUCACGAACGAAAAUCGAAACAUGCCGUCUCCCAUGGAAGAAUCUGCCUACGGUAACGUCGGUCCCUCGGACACCAGCACUUGCAUCAACGGUAGCCUGGACUACGCCUCGCCGGAGCUACUGCACGCUCGGACACCGCUGUACUCGACUGCCGUGGACAUGUGGGCAUACGGUGUGAUUGCGUACACGUUGCUCACAGGCAAGCGGCCUUUCAGCCACCACUUCCAGCCAGCGCUCGUCAUGCUCAUCACGAAAGGCGAAUGGGACGAGGAAGCGCUGCGGGAAGUCGGAGCUGACGAGGUUGCGAUCGAGCUCAUCCGCGGGUGCCUCGAGAUGGAUCCUCAGCUGCGGUGCACCGUCGCCGAUGUGUUGGAAUGUCCAUGGUUCGAUGGCUGCAGUGAGCUUUACGAAGACGUACGACGCGAAUGGGUAGACUCCACUUGA